This is a messenger RNA of Eublepharis macularius, 3819 nucleotides long. RefSeq names its product Rho GTPase activating protein 28 (gene ARHGAP28). The coding region runs from base 174 to 2141 and encodes 655 amino acids. Gene Ontology annotation, molecular function: GTPase activator activity. Gene Ontology annotation, biological process: signal transduction; regulation of small GTPase mediated signal transduction; regulation of actin filament polymerization. The record is from RefSeq and is a predicted model, not a curated record. NCBI's taxonomy places the organism in Eukaryota, Metazoa, Chordata, Lepidosauria, Squamata, Eublepharidae. The transcript has 15 exons. Gene Ontology annotation, cellular component: cytoplasm.
CCGCUCUUCUGGCUGGAGGAAGAGCUGGUUCUCGCCUGCCCGCAAUCGGCAGCGAGCAGGCGAGGGGAAGCCCGGGGAUCUUCACAGGCAAGACCAUGCCUUUGCUUUUGUGACAGCCUCCUUAGACCCCACCGGCGGCGGGCAGCUGUGAGGGAAGACAUGCGCCUCGAAUAAUGGAGAUCAACGACUCGGGCAGCGUGGUGCUGACAGCCUACCAUUCGUACGCUCCAUCCCGAGCGGAGCAGAGCUUCGCGCCGGAGAGCCCCCCCAGCCGGUCGCCUCUCAGAAAAUCCCUCCCCCGAUGCCAAAGAAUUAACAGAAUGCUCUCCAAUGAAUCUUUACAUCAUCCUGCGUACAGCCGUUCUAAUUCCCAAGCCUCUGUUGAUAGCACUUCCAUGGAAGAUUUCUGGUGUGAGGUGGAAAAUAUCAAAGAGUGCACUGAGGACAGACAAGAUGAUCAGACUCUUCUAGAAGUUAAACCUCCUGAUGAAGGGGAAUUGGAAGCUGAAUGGUUACAUGAUGUAGGUUUGUCUACGUUAAUAUCAGGGUCUGAAGAGGAGGAUGGAGAAGCAUUGCUUUCCACCUUGACCCGAACUCAAGCAGCUGCAGUACAAAAAAGAUAUAACACCUACACACAGACCAUGAGAAAGAAAAAUAAACACACAGUCAGAGAUGUACGAGACAUCUUUGGGGUCAGUGACACUUCUCCCACUUUUGAGGCCAUCCCAAUGUCACCUGUGACAACUAAUGGUAUCCAGCUUCCUAUGCACAAACCAGCUACUAGCUGUCUCGAAUGUGAAUCCGAUAAGGACAGCCACUCAGUGACAGAAGAACUGUCCUUUGAGGUCUCUUUCUCAGAAUCCAUUACAGUGAUUCCAAAGCACAGAGAAUGGCACAGUAAUCAGAGAUUUAAAAAGGAGGAAUCUGCUUUGCCUAACUUUACAAUUAGGAAAAGCCGAUUGGGACUGACGGAAGUUGAAGAUUUGUCUCUUGAUGACAUGAAGAAAAUUCACUAUUUGUCUCUGAUUGAGUUAACAGCCUUCUAUGAUGCUUUAGGAAUUGAGCUGAAGAGGAAUAGAAUAGAAAGAGUCAAAGGACGAGAAAAUGGCCUUUUUGGAGUUCCACUAACAGCAUUGCUGGAAAGUGAUCAGAAAAAGAUUCCUGGAAUAAAAGUCCCUCUCAUCUUUCAGAAACUGUUGCUUAAGCUUGAGGAAACUGGUCUGGAAACAGAAGGAAUUCUUCGAGUGCCUGGAUCUGCCUCAAGAGUUAAGAGUCUUCGCCAAGAAAUUGAGGCAAAAUUCGAAGAAGAUACCUUUGACUGGGAUCAGGUACGCAACAAUGAUGCAGCUGGACUCCUGAAGAUGUUCAUAAGGGAACUUCCAAGUCCUCUCUUCACUGUGGAAUAUCUCCCUGCCUUCAUCACAUUAGUGGAAAAGAUCUCCAAAGUCAAAUUACAGCUGCAAGCUUUGCACUUGCUGAUCAUGUUGAUGCCUGAUGCCAGCAGGGAUGCAGCUAAGGUCCUCCUGCAAUUCUUGAAGAAGGUGGUUACUAAUGAAGGGAAAAACAAAAUGACUUUGUGGAAUGUUUCCAUGAUCGUUGCUCCAAACCUCUUUGUCUACAAAGGCAAACGUGCAAACCAGGAAGAGAUGCUAGCAGCAGCCACUACAGCACGCAUUGUGAGACUUCUAAUUAAAUACCAAGAUAUCCUGUGGAUGGUUCCAACUUUUCUGAUUUCUCAGGUGAGAAAGAUGAAUGAGGCUGCAAUGAACAAUACCAAGAGGCAGCUGAUGUUUGACAAGGGUGUGCGAAGGCUGUUGAGAAGAAAAACUAUGGAAAGGGAGCGGCCAGAAAGAACAGAGUCUGACAUACCUGAAGGGGUCAUAAGAGUUCACGCUCCAUUGCAUUCAAAAGUUUCUAUGGCAAUACAGCUGAACAAUCAAACACAAGCCAAAGAUAUUCUGGCACGAUUUUAUUGUGAAAACAGCCAUGAACCAUCAGAGAAUAUGAAAAUGCAGAACCAAAGUUUACAUGAGAUUGGAGGAAAUAUAGGACAGCACUGUUUGGACCCAGAUGCUUAUAUGCUAGAUGUUUACCAUGCAAAUCCUCAAGCAGAGUGGGUGAUUAAACCAAAAAUAAAUUGAAACUUGCAAAAACAUCUUGGCAAGCACUUUGGAAAAUGCCAAAAGGAUUGGGGUGGGGGGGACUACCUUAUCAAGAACCAUUUUGCCAAGGAUAAAACCAAAGUAGUUAUGUAUGGAUCUACUCAAUGAUUUAAAAUCGCUGCCUUCUGAAGACAUCAUAGACCUUAAGAACUGUCAUUUUGGUUAAUCAUUUGUUGUAAUUUAUUUUGCAAUGUGAACAUUUAAACACUGGUUUUACUUGUGCCAGUUUUCAACCAAUGUGAAGGAAUACACAAUUUCCCCCUCUGCUUUACUACGUAAAAAACAACAACAACCAAUUAUCGUGGCCUAAGGACAUGGCCAUCAAUAACAAGAUACUGCAAAAGCAUCACUAGGUGCAGAGGAAGGAGGAAACGUAUCAGUAUGAACAAUGGAGAGUGCCAAAGCUCUAUGACUAUUCAUUCCUGUUCAAAGGAAAUCUUUUUAUUGUCAAAUGUUAAUUAUUCAAUAAUUGUGUUUCAUUUCAUAUUACUAGCUGCCAAUGCGAGGGGAAAAACUACUGUAAAAGACAUUUUUACUGUUAAUGUAUUGUGCAUGUAUAUAAAUAAGUAUACACAACAGAUUAUCAGCAUUUUAGUGAUAUUUCUUUAAUUAUAUUACAACAAUUAACCAAUUAAUUUGUAACACGUGCAUUUCAAACUGUCUACCACUGUAUGUUAAUGCAUCAGUUUGAGAGGACUAAAAGACAGAUAUUAGAAUUAGAGAGGUAAAUGCCCAGAUGUUAUAAAAAUUUGUAUUUUUUUUACUUAAUACCCAUACAUUUAAGCAUUUGCUGUUUGUAAGGCAUGAUUGUUUUAGAACCAUUUUUAUUUGAAGCAUUGUUUUCCUUAUUAUUUCUUUUAGUAUUGAAAAUAAUGGGUUCAUUUUGAAGGAUAUGUGAACAUGGGGAAAUAUCUUGAAUUUUUGUUUCCAUCACAGAUUAAAGGGAGAGACUGUGCUCAGGAAGGGGCUUUACCAGUGGUAGGCCCAAAUCCCAUUUGUUGAAAUGAGGAUGUUAAGCAUGUACUUAAAUCUCUCCUAUCACAACCAGUAGAACUUAAAAGUGCUUGAUACUGGCUGGCUCAUAGCAUGUAUUAUAGUGAACUAAAGGCUUUAGAGAAAUGAAAUCUGAAGGAAGUGUGUGCUGUGAGUUUUGGGAGACAUUACAUGAAUACUACAGUAGGAGGAUAGCUUUACUGCAUGAACUUGUAUUUCCAUACUUAUCAAACUUCUCAUCAAUAUAGACACUGUAAUUUCAAAGCAUACAGAGUUUAUAAAAUUGGAAAUAUUUACUGUAUAGUUAAUUCAUUGUGGUUUGUUUUAUGCUAUGAAGCUGUAGAAAAAAAAGGAGGAACCCGUUUUUUGGGUAUGUGCUCAAAUAUGUGACUGUGGUCAGGGACCACAGAAACUCCAGUUUUGUCUGGAUUUCACAUAUCUCAUGUUUUGGCUGAAUGCAAUAUAAUGCACCAAUGUUAUGCACCAAUGUAGUUAGACUGUCAGUUAUAUGUUUAAAGUGUUUGAAGGAAUAUAAAGCAGAAAUGGCAUAAAUGUUAUACUCUGAAAAAGAGUAAUUGUCUUAAUAUAGAUUUGUAGUCAGAGACGCAUCAUCAGAUAUGAAGAAAAGUAUCGGACAUUCUUUUUUAUAUUUCUAAUGUCUUAA